UGUACUCCACAGGCCCUGUCUGUGUACACUGCUGUGCUGGUCUCCAUUUUUUAGUUGUGUUUGAUGUUUCGAGGGACACAAGACAAAAUGAUCUCAAUAACCCGAAGCUGUGUUCUAUUGCUGUGGAUGCAUAUACUGCCCUCCAUCAAAUGUCAAGAAUGUACCACUGACGAUUUUGUAAAGGGUCCCCUUUUUGACUCUAAUUUUGACGUGACAAAUUUGGAUGUCGCUUACCCAAAUGGGCAGCAAGUGAGAGUGGCCUGCGCUGUUGGUUACAGCGGAUUUUUCAAACUCACCUGUGUUGGUGGAAAAUGGCAGUCUCGUGGUACUAAAUGUCAACCAAGACCAUGUGGUCACCCUGGUGAGGCCCAGUUUGCAGAUUUUCAUCUGGAGCAAGGCGAUGAUUUUGUCUUUGGCUCACAAGUCAAGUACACCUGCCACAAAGGUUAUCAAAUGGUCAGUCGAAUAAACUACAGACGUUGCAUGUUGGACGGAUGGAGUGGUCUUAUUCCCGUCUGUGAAGUAAUACAGUGCCCAGCGGUCGAUGUGGACAGCAAUGUCGCAGUGACUGGGGACACAGAAGAAGCCAACUUUGGCAAUGUGCUUCAAUUCAGCUGCAAGAAAAGCAAUGAAAUCCUGGUUGGGUCAUCAGUGAUGUCCUGUGAUGAAAACGGAGAGUGGAGCAGCACUCCUCCAAAAUGUGAAGAGACAAAAUGCACAGUGCCAGUGAUUGAAAAUGGUUUUGUGCCUGGAAAUACCAAAGAGUACAAAGAAGACGACAUACUGUUUUAUCAGUGUAAUCCAAAAUAUAAUCAGGCUGAAGGCAGACCUUCAAAAUGCACAAAAAUCGGGAUGAGAGCCGAGUGGAGCCCCGCACCGUCAUGUGAAUCAAUAAAAUGCAAAGUGACACUGCCAAGCAUUGAUGGAACCAGCUAUGAACCUGCUUUCAAAAGUUUAUUUUCACCCGGUGAAACCAUACAAGUCACAUGUGGACACAACUACUGGAUAUUGAACACACAGCAGACUUCAACAGUAUCGACUUGCGGGGAUAAUGGAAAAUGGACCAUUAGACCCAUAUGCCAGGAGGUUACUUGCAGAAACCAAAGAGACCCAUCUGUGUCAUACUGGGAUGUCUACUGGGGGCAGAGGAUAAGGUUGGGUGCUUCUGUUAAUUAUGUGUGUAAGUCGGGAUACAAACACACAAAUGGCGCGACAAUGGUCAAAUGCACCAGAGAUGGAUGGAAACCAAACCCACCCUGUCAAGAAAUAAUGUGUGACAGUAAGGAUAUCCUGAAUGCAAACACUUUGGAUGAAUACAAGGAGCUCUACAGAGAGUAUGAAACGGCAGAUUUUGUCUGCAAGGGUUCUCGAGAAAGAUUCACUCUCACCUGUCGAGAAAAUGGUUGGCAAGGUUAUGGACCUUGUAAAGCACAAACAUGUGAGGAACUCGACCUCAGCAAUGCAGAUAUUGUCCGCAAUAGGAAGGACAUUUACAACCAAGGUGACCGUGUCCGGUACGCAUGUAACAACGAUGCCGACCGACAGUUCACAGUUACCUGUGAAUUUGGCAUGUGGACUGGGAUUCAGAACUGUUCAGCUUGUCUAAAACCUGACGUGACCCAUGGCUUUGCUGUUGGCCCAUCACAUAGCAUGCUCUACUACACAUGCAAUGAUGGUUACAAACUUCCCACUAAAGGGUGGUGGGGUGAAGCAAAAUGCAUUGAUGGCCUCUGGAUUGGACUGGAACAAUGUAUUGAAAACGAUAAGUGUGGGGAAUUACCUGUGAUUCCUAAUGCAAAAGUCAAACUUCAAAGGACCGGACAUGGACAAGACCAGAGCCUCCAGAUUAUUUGCAAGAGUGGAUACCAAACUCAGCUGGACCACAUUUUGUGCAUCAAAGGCAAAUGGGAUUCAAAUGGUUUACCGCUCAACACAAUCUGCUCUCCUGUGGCCGAGACCUGCAGUCCACCCCCUAAAGUGGAGAAUGCCGUCAUUUUAACAUCAUUUCAGACAGAAUACUUGUCAGGCUCUCAAGUAACCUUUAAGUGCCGUAAGAACUAUAUGAUAGACGGAGAUGACACUAUCACAUGCCAAAAUGGCAAAUGGGACAUGGCGGACAUAAAGUGUACUCCAUACUGCCCCAAGCCCAAAGAUGCUGACCAGACGAUAACCUUCACUGUGGAUAAAGACAAAUACAUGAAUGGUGAUAUCAUACAAUAUCGCUGUAUACAACCAGCUGGAAAAAUUGGAGGUUUUGCAACAUGUGUAAAUGGCAAGUGGAGUGAACCAAUUGGAUGUGAAGUGAAGCCAUGUCCACUUCCUGAAAACACUCCAAAUGGCCGUUUUCAACUAAUCCAGGGUGACGACUUUGUUUUUGGGUCAACUAUCAAAUACUUAUGCGACGAAGGCUAUCAAAUGGUGAGUAAGACGGACACCAGGACUUGUUUGCUGGAGAAAUGGACCAACCAUGUACCAAUAUGCGAACCUUUGCUAUGUGACCCCCCGCCCACACAUGGAGGAAUCACUGUCAAAGGUUUACCAGAUAAUGCAGAUGGCAUCCUUCCGGACCGCUUCCUUACAUUCAGUUGUGACAUUCCUGGAAAACAACUGCAUGGCAGUUCAUUGUUAAUAUGCGGUAAAGAUGGACUUUGGGAUAAGCCGUUCCCUACUUGUGAAGACAUUGCUUGUACCGUUGGAGCACCACAGCCUCACCUUAUUGUAGAUGAGCUGCCAGCAGGGAAUCAAACAAUACGAAUCGGACACAAAUUAAGGUUCCGCUGCAGUGAUGACUAUGCUUUGGAUGGACCAGAAGAGAUUAAAUGCUUACCAACUGGGGAAUGGAACUUACCUUUCCCAACCUGCUCUGAGCCGUGUCAGGUCACAGGUAUACCUGGUAAUGUACGGCUUUCCACUCAUCUACGUGGCACACAGGCAAGAAAAGGACAAAAGCUGAGGUUUUACUGCCGCCUACGUGCAGAAAUGCUUCACGGGAAGGAAGAGGUUGAAUGUUUACCAAAUGGGUUGUGGAGUGACCCCUUUCCAACAUGUGGAGCUCCUUUGGAGUGCCAGCGGCCACCUUACCUUUCAGGAGGAGACACCAAGUAUUCCACUAAAUCGACUUAUGCACACAAUGAAAGGGUUGAAUACACCUGCCAGAAUUACUACAUAAUGGAGGGUGAUCCUUAUCAAAUCUGCAAAAAUGGUCAAUGGACGGGCCAAAUGAAAUGCCUCAAGCCCUGCACUGUGAAUAGAGAACUCAUGAGCAAGCAUAACGUAGUAUUUCGAUACAGACGGGAUGAUAAAUUGUACUCAACCCAUAAUGAUAUCAUCGAGUUCUGGUGCACACGGGGAACGAGGCAUGACGGCGUAUUGAGUAUGCGGCAGAAGUGUAUUGAUGGACUGAUGGACCUGCCUACUUGCCAAUAGCAGCUAUGCAGGCAGUCACCAACUGCUAAUAUACUAUUGUCUGGUAUGUUUCACUGAUUUGUGUGGUUCAAUAAAACAAGUUCUCUCUGUU
Molecule: messenger RNA, 3517 nt
Organism: Doryrhamphus excisus (bluestripe pipefish)
Lineage: Eukaryota; Metazoa; Chordata; Actinopteri; Syngnathiformes; Syngnathidae
Product: complement factor H-like
Source: RefSeq, a predicted model, not a curated record